Messenger RNA from Malus domestica (apple), 1525 nucleotides. Its product is annotated as peroxisomal (S)-2-hydroxyacid oxidase GLO4-like. Gene Ontology annotation, molecular function: oxidoreductase activity; FMN binding. Lineage: Eukaryota; Viridiplantae; Streptophyta; Magnoliopsida; Rosales; Rosaceae. The record is from RefSeq and is a predicted model, not a curated record.
AAAAACAUCAAAUAAAAAUAUAGAUCAAUUUUUUACUCAGUCCCAAGCGCAGAACUACUCAAUCGAGGACGAUUCUCCAUUUCUCUCAUCCAAAAUUCAACAAAGAACUUGGUCAGCGACAAAUUAGGGUUUUGCAAGUUUCAACUCACAGCACAGGAUAAAUGGCAUCCGAACCCGUCAAUGUGAAUGAGUACCAAGAAUUGGCUAGGCAAGCCCUUCCGAAAAUGUACUAUGAUUACUACACUGGGGGAGCUGAGGACCAGCACACACUAAAAGAGAACGUUGAAGCAUUUCGCAGAAUCACGUUGCGGCCUAGAAUUCUUGUCGAUGUUAGCAGAGUAGAUAUGUCAACCACCGUAUUGGGUUACAAAAUCUCAGCACCUAUAAUGCUUGCUCCUACUGCCAUGCAUCAAUUGGCCCACCCCGAAGGAGAGGUUGCAACUGCUAGAGCAGCAGCUGCGUGUAACACCAUAAUGAUUUUGUCCUACAUGUCCACCUGCACUGUGGAGGAGGUUGCUUCGAGCUGCAAUGCUGUUCGGUUCUUUCAAAUAUAUGUUUACAAAAGACGAGAUAUCUCAGCUCAGAUGGUUCGCAGAGCUGAAAAAAAUGGAUACAAGGCUAUUGUCCUAACCGCUGAUACUCCCAGACUUGGUCGAAGAGAGGCAGACAUAAAGAAUAAAAUGGUAGCGCCUCAGUUGAGGAAUUUCGAAGGCCUUAUAUCAACUGAAGUAGACAGUGAUGAAGGGUCAAACUUGGAAGCUUUUGCUAAAGGGACUUUUGAUGCUUCUCUGUGCUGGGAGGACAUAGGGUGGCUGAAAUCUAUUACAAACUUGCCAAUUCUAAUCAAGGGGGUUCUCACUCAUGAAGAUGCAAGAAAGGCUAUGGAGGUAGGUGUUGCUGGGAUUGUUGUCUCCAACCAUGGAGCGCGUCAACUCGAUUAUACUCCUGCCACUAUUUCUGUCCUGGAAGAGGUGGUUCAUGCUGUUGGAGGAAAAAUUCCUGUUCUUUUUGAUGGAGGAAUACGGCGAGGAACAGAUGUGUUCAAGGCGCUGGCCCUCGGUGCACAAGCUGUCCUUGUUGGAAGGCCCGUUGUCUAUGGCCUAGCAGCAAACGGAAAACAGGGAGUUAAGAGGGUGAUCGAAAUGUUGAAGGAUGAGUUUGAGCUCACAAUGGCCCUUUCUGGCUGUCCUCGUAUCAGGGAUAUUACCAGGAGCCAUGUCAGAACAGAAAGUGAUAAACUCCAUUCGAUGCUCUAAUUUAUUUAAGUGAUGUGAUUUCACACAUCUCUUUCUCCCCGCAACACUCUCUGUAUUUUCCGGUCUCUGGAUUGAAUAAAUUAGAGGAGAACCGUGGACAUAAACAAACAGAGGUGCGCAAAAGGAGAAGGAAUCAUUUUUCUAUUGUAAAAACAUCAAUUAAGAUAAUAUUCUGCAGAGACGUGGAUGGAACUGUAGAUUCUAAAACUAGCUGUUGUAAUCCAACUUUUUUAAAGACGAAACUCGUAGCUUCUACUCGAUUUUCUUCA